CGCCGCCGCCAUGGAGCGGCGCGUGGCGGAGCAGCUCCGCAGCACGCUGGGCCCGCUCGGCCUCGAGGCGCACGCCUUAAAGGUUGGGUGGUACAAUGCUGUUCUCCAGCCAGCCUUCCACCUCCCCUACCCAGAUGACACGCUGGCCUUCGUGGUCCUCAGCACGCCGUCCAUGUUCGACAAGGCCCUUAAGCCUUUUGUGAGCAAAGAACGGUUAAAAAUAAUCAGGGAUCCUGUGGAUCAGUGUGUUUCCCAUCAUUUGUCACGUCUGAAGGAGAAAUUCCCUGACCAGAGGGUGGAUAUCAUGUUUGAUUACGAGCUGCUGCCGAGCCGAAAGCCCAAGUUCCUGGCACAGACAGCUGCCCACGUUGCUGGAGCUGCAUAUUACUACCAAAGGAAGGAUGUGAAGCUCGAUCCUUGGGGGAAAAAGAAGAUCUUUGGCGUUUGUAUCCAUCCCAAGUACGGUGGCUGGUUUGCUAUCCGAGCUCUGCUGCUCUUCCCGGCCAUCCAGGUGCCGUUCCUGGAGCAGCCCCGCCCUGUGGACUGUGUGAGCUCCGAGGAGAAGAGGAUUGAGCUGCUCGAGCAGUUCAAUUUCCACUGGCAGGACGGCCGCUACAGGGACAUCAUUGAAGUGAAGGAGAGGUACUCGGAGGAGCAGAAAACCUACUUUGCCACUCCUCCAGCCGAGAGAUUGCGGCUGCUGGGGCUCUCGCAGGAAGCGCAGAGAAUCGCAUUUCACUGAGAAAGCGGCUCCGCGAGGGCAGAGGGCAGCAAAGGGCAACUCAUGAGCGCGGCUUUUCCCGGUGCCGAGGGGGAGGAGGAGGAAGGUUAUGCUGGUACAGACGUGGCAAAUCCGAGCAGCCUCAAUGCAAACAUUGCAAUCAAAGCUUCCCUGAGAGAGGAGCACUGCUCUGCCGUCUGUGCUGUGCUGCUGCUGAUCUGGGCUGGAGCCCAGUAAGCUGCCAUUAGCCUUUGGUUGGGAGUAGUUUAGACAUCCUGGCAAAUUUAAAUCCAUGCUACUUGGAGUAGUUUAGACACCCUGGCAACUCCAAAAUCCAUGCUGCUUAUUAGAAAAAUCACUUUUGUUCUCAAUAAUUUUCUUUCUGAAUGUUCUGUUUUUAUUCUUUGUAGGUGUAAAAAAAACAUCAAUCAUUGAACUGCUUAGUUAGAUUUUGUCUAAACUUGGGGCAGGUACUUUUUUAGAUGUUGCCAGCAUUUUAUUAACCCUCCCUAGGGAACGCAUGUCCAGUCUUUACAGUCUUGCCUAGGUCACAUUUAAGCAUUUAUCCAUUCAUAGAGCUGACUGGAAUUAAUAUUUGGAAAGAUGCUGAGUAAUGUCCAUAUGAUUGGAGGUUUUAUUCACAUUAAGAUAACUGACUGAAAAAGACAAUUCUCGUGGCCUUUUCUAAGGUAGACCACAUUUGUGUUAAAAGUAUUUUUCAGUGCCAGCACACAGCACACCCCUCCCCACAGUUACUGCCACAGUUUCCUGGUGUGUUUUCUUUGUGGGAAAGAUUGUAAACCUGCACACAUGUAAAAGCCAUGGCACAAGGCCUUGUCACAUGCACAGGCAAACAAGCACAGAAGAAAGGGAAAUAUUAAUGACAUUUAUGUUACUUAUAUUCCUGGAUUAAACAUGUUCAGACAGAAGCAACAUUUUUUCCAUGACUUUGUCCUGUUACAUUUGUUCAGAGGCUACAGUGCACCUGGAAAUCAGGAAUUAAUUUCUCUUUGAGCAAUUUGAGGCUCAGACCUCGUUAAAGUAAUAUAAUACAUUAAAAUAAUAUUUAAUGGGAGUUGUUUUACUAGACUGCAGUGCAAUGCUGCAAAUGGACAGGCACUUUUUUCCUUUUGAGGGUACUAACAUGAUGAAGAAAUACUCACUUUGCAGAACUGAGCCCUUUCUUUUUACAUUGGGAUUCUUCAAAGCUUUGGAGACUCCACCAGGACGGUUGCCCUCACCAUUGUUCACUGCUUGAUACAGUUGCUCACAGUCUGUACACUAACUCAUUGUAAUCCAAAUUCAGGAUAACAAGUUUGCUGCCCUGUAAACAGAGUCGUGAGCGUGUGAUCACUGGGUUUGUUCACUACAUUUGCUGUUACAAAAAAGUCUUUGUUGCUUUCCAUGCUUUGUUCAUCUCUAAGGCAGACACCUGACAUAGAAUGUGAUAGAGGUAUUGUGAUGUUUAAUUUAAGGUAAAGAAUGAAAUUUGUUUAAAAUCUGUUCUUUUGUUACAGAAUUACUCCUGUUUCAAAUUUGUUUGAUGUUUCAGAACUUUGAAACUGAACUGUAAUUUACCAGGGGCUUGAGGUAAUGGCUCAUACUCAUAACAAAGACAAAAUACUGAUUCACUUAGAAGGAUAAAUAUAGAUUUGAAUCAAAUCUAUCUUUUUAUAUUACAAUUUAAAGUAAAUUAUUUUGAUCUUUUGGUAUUGAUUUCUUACAAAUAUUUAAUAUUUUGUCUUAAUUUAUUAAACAGAUUACCGUGGUCAAUGCAUUUCAAUUUCUGUAAUUUAUUUCUCUUCAAAUGGUAUUUUGGUUACUAAAUAUACAAAGUUGUAAGUAAAUCUCAGUACUGAGUAUUUUUAUUUAAACAAUGCAGUUCUUAACUUGUGGAGAACUCAAGAUGUUCAAGAGAGAAUCAAUAAUGGUUUUUUUAAUAUCCUGGAAAGAGUGAGCUACCUAAGACACACACAGUAUCUGCAAACUAAGGGAAAAAAUGGUUAUCUUAGCAGAAGGUGGUAAACUGUUAUCACAGGCCACUGGGAUAUGAAAAAUAAAACCUGCAUCACAUUGUGAGUAAGUCCAAUAAAGGUUUAUCUUUCCCAGGUCACUUCAGCAAAAGCAUUAUAACAGCAAGCACCAUGAUAGUGCACUUCUCAUUUCUUCCUCUGUUCUUAACAGUAACAAAAGUUCCAGAUGUCCAGUGAGACAUAACUGAGGGACUUUUCCUCAAUAGCACUAAAGUAAGGCCUGUGGGUACUGGAAUUUUUACUGGUUAAAACCUAUUAGUGAACAGUGAUCUGUGUUCCUUGUGCUUCUGGGAAUACACAGUUGUGUCAGGCAGAACAGAGUGCAAAUAUUUAGCAAUAUCCAUUCCUGCUACAGUGAUUUUGGAGUGACUUGGACUGGGCAUUACUUUCCCUGAGGCAGCUCACUGAGAUCACAGCUGCACAGUGAGAUACACAGUGAGUAGAUUUCUCCCCUUGCUGGUUGCAGUAUAAUGGCCUUUGUUUUAUAAAAUUGAAGUUUGAGAACCUGUUUGACUUACCUCAUCUCUUGGGACAAGACCAGACAUGGUGAGGAAUGGAUCAGCCUUGGAUCCUGAGGCAUUGUGAAGGCAUUCUUAGUUUCAGCCCUUGCAAAUGUCAAACAAGUAAUUGCAAAUACGUGGAUAGAUUUACUAGUUCAAGCAUCACAUUUUACAUUUUUUAAGCAAGUUGUUCUCUAAAUCCUAAUUUUUAAACAUUUAUUAAAGACUCUUCCUCAGUAUAACCUGUAGGGUGAGUAUUAAAGAGCUGAACAGGAAAAAUAAAAGAAAUUAAAAGCUAUUUGAAUUUAAAUUCAGUUUUAGCAACAAGGUAUUCAGUACAUUUCAAGCUAAUAAAAUGUUUAUGGAGAAUUAAUAAAUUUGUAAUAGCUUCAUGCAUUUACCAUUCUUACUAUCCUUAGUUUUCCCCUAUUUUUUAUUUUUCCCUAAAAAUAACUGAGAUUUUAAUAACAAUUAAAGAUUUGACAGACAAUACCAAUUAAAUACAAAGCACAAUCUAACCUGGUUACCAACGACCAUCAGUUGUUGCUCAGAAAACACCUCCAAAAACACUGUUGGUGAGUUUUGGUACCAGUUUGAAUCAGUUACAUCUCAGUGGUACAAUAAUAAACACUAAAGUUACUUUGCAGCAUGAAGAAGAGCGUGGCAAACUUAAUUCCUGAUACUGACUUUUUCUUUCUCCCAUAAAAAGAGUGGCUUGUAACAAUGCUGUUUUCCUCUGAACUAUGGAAAACUAAAGAUGCUUUGCUGUGUAAA
Messenger RNA from Melospiza georgiana, 4028 nucleotides. It is a transcript of the gene MMACHC, whose product is annotated as metabolism of cobalamin associated C. The record is from RefSeq and is a predicted model, not a curated record. The transcript has 4 exons. Gene Ontology annotation, biological process: cobalamin metabolic process. Gene Ontology annotation, cellular component: cytoplasm. Lineage: Eukaryota; Metazoa; Chordata; Aves; Passeriformes; Passerellidae. The coding region runs from base 11 to 742 and encodes 243 amino acids. Gene Ontology annotation, molecular function: FAD binding; cyanocobalamin reductase (cyanide-eliminating) (NADP+) activity; demethylase activity.